CGGGGCGCCGGGACCCCCAGGUGGAGCGACAGGUCUCGGGCCCUCAGGCGGAGCGGCGGGGCCCGGACCCCCAGGUGGAGCGACAGGUCUCGGGCCCUCAGGCGGAGCGGCGGGGGCGCCGGACCCCCAGGUGGAGCGACAGGUCUCGGGCCCUCAGGCGGAGCGGCGGGCGCCGGGACCCCCAGGUGGAGUGACAGGUCUCGGGCCCCCAGGCGGAGCGACAGGUCUCGGGCCCCCAGGCGGAGCGACAGGUCUCGGGCCCCUCAGGCGGAGCGGCAGGCGCCGGACCCCCAGGUGGAGCGACAGGUUCUCGGGCCCUCAGGCAGAGCGGCGGGCGCCGAGUCAUCUGGCACGACAGUGGGCUCCGAGUCAACUGGCAUGACCGCUGGCACUGGGUCACACAUUGGAUCGUCUGGCUGGACAGCGGGCAUCGGGUCACCAGGCAUCAGGUCAUUUGGCUCAACAGCGGACACCGCGUCAUCUGGCAAGGCAGUGGGCUCCGAGUCAACUGGUAUGACCGCGGGCACUGGGUCAGACAUUUGAUCGUCUGACUGGACAGCGGGCAUCGGGUCACCAGGCAUCAGGUCAUUUGGCUCAACAGCGCGCACCGCGUCAUCUGGCAAGGCAGUGGGCUCCGAAUCAACAGGCACGACAGUGGGCACCGGGUCAUCAGGCAUUGGAUCGUCUGGCUCGACAGCGGGCAU
Messenger RNA from Staurois parvus, 704 nucleotides. The record is from the annotation of a GenBank genome assembly. Lineage: Eukaryota; Metazoa; Chordata; Amphibia; Anura; Ranidae.